Messenger RNA from Zingiber officinale, 3346 nucleotides. Its product is annotated as ribosomal protein S4, mitochondrial. Lineage: Eukaryota; Viridiplantae; Streptophyta; Magnoliopsida; Zingiberales; Zingiberaceae. Gene Ontology annotation, cellular component: small ribosomal subunit. The record is from RefSeq and is a predicted model, not a curated record. The coding region runs from base 1826 to 2866 and encodes 346 amino acids. Gene Ontology annotation, biological process: positive regulation of translational fidelity. The transcript has a single exon. Gene Ontology annotation, molecular function: structural constituent of ribosome; rRNA binding.
CGAAGUACUCAUUUACGGCCUGGUUCUUUCUAUCUAACAUGGCCAUAAAUUCUGCUCGAGUGACCAGACCAUCUGCUGGUACUUCCUGAUUCGAAGACAGACCUCUGGGGAUUUCCAGUGUCUUCGAGGUCCUAAUCCCCUACUUGAGACGAUGAAGGAAUUUCAUACAUCGUGGAAUUUCCGCCAGAACGACGUCGCAUCCCUUUAACCCGUACACCUGGGACAACACGUGGCACAAUCCUCAUUGAGUCUUAAUAAAGACAGUUUCUGGUGUCUUUAACUACUUUUAGCUUGGCUUGACUUGACUACCGUCCUAAAGGAAGAAAAGAAAUCCAAAAGAAGUCAAAGACGAAAGAAGGGUAUGUCCUCUUUAUGUUCGAAACAACAACUUUCUUUUAUAUAGAAAGAGCUUAUGUAUAUAUAUAUAUCUUUUGUUUUUUUUCCUUCGUUGAGACCGGGAAGGGUAAAAGAAAUCCAAAAGCAUUUGUUAGAAGAGGUGUUUGCUUUGUCACCGCUAAAGCUUGAGGUUUUUCCAAAAGACCACCCCCAAUAGGGUUUUUCUCACUGCUUUUGUCUGCCCGACUUACCGGAUUUUGAUUUGGCUCUUCGCCCCGAACAAGGGGACGAUCUCGUUUUAAUCGCUCUCGCGCGUAUGUUAAGCGUUCAUUUUGCGCAUUCUUCUGUCUUUCUAGAGCAGUCGUUUGGGUUUCGAGCGGAUCGCCGGGUGUUCUAUGGCCGAUUAGUUGGAGGGGGCAGGGUAAGAAAGCUUUUCAAAUUGGAUCUGACAAAUCAAAUUUCCCGUACCCGAAAGCUGAAAUCCUUGGUGAGGGAUAGGUACGUUUUUGACUUGGUUUCAUCGUUUUUAGCAAUACCUAUUUUGGAUAAAAAAGGAAAGGAUUGGUCUACUGGGGCUGGGAUACCACCCGCUGACCUUACGCUGUGACUCAUAGAAAGAGAUCGGUAGACGAAAGUGCUCUAUAAGGGCUUCGAUGGUUUUCACCUAGUUGUUGCGAUUUCAUUUUUAUAGGAGUAGUAGACAUAGAACACAUCACCAUAAGUAAAAACUAAAUUCCUUGGAAGUAGAUCUUGCUUUCAUUGAAGUUCUGUUCCAAGGCGAAGAACUGAGAAAUAUAUAGUCAGAUUUGCCUCUCUAGCAACAGAAAGAAUCUCGAAUCUUGCACUCGCACUCCCUACGUCCCCCUACGUCCCUAUCGGGUCUCCUACGUCGCUUCACUCGUUCGUCGUUAUCACUCGGCCCUCGGCCCUCGUCCCUCACAUUCCAUUCAUUAGCUCUUCAUCUUAAUCUUUUAGCUUUUAUUAUAAGUAGCAGCCGGAGUGUGAUAGUACUUGUAGUUCUGAUCGGACUUGCUUCUUCCUUAUGCUAGGAAGAGAGAGCUUCGAGCAGAAAGAUUCCAUCAGGGUAAGGAAGCUGAAGCGCAAUAAAAUAAGAUGGAUCGAAGAUAGACUGCUACUACCAUGUCCCUAGCCAUUUUUCCUCUUUUUUCUUGCCUGCCUAUCCGCUUCUGUCAGCAUAGAAGGAGGAGAAAAGUCCAAGUCAAGUGCAAGCAUUGAGUCAAACUGAUUCAGGUAUAGCAAUGUAGGUCUUGUCCCCCUCUCCUACCUAGUGCACUAGAAUAGGUAGCAUGGGUCAGUAAGAAAGUUGUAUAUCUAGGACUUAUGAGAACUGACAUAAACUAGGCAACCACAGGAAUGAUCGUAGUUAAUUGAGUUAAGGGAGGACUCUUCGUGGGGGGUCGUGGAAGAAUUGGGUUCGAUUCCCGUUAUACGCGAUGUGGCGAAAAACACUUUAUCAACGAGAUCUGCCAUGCCUGCAUUAAGAUUUAAAGCGUGUCGUCUACUUCUAGGAAAUGUUCGGAAAAGAUCACUUUCUCUAAUACAACGCCGCAUUCUCCGAAGAUUGAGGAACAAGAGGAGAUCUAUUAAAAGAAAGAUUUAUCUGAGAUUGAAUCUAAACAGUAACAUUAAAUCACAAACUACACGAAAGUUGCCCCUUUCUUAUUGGGAUUUACCCAUAAGGGAGAUGCACAGAGGAAGAGAACGAACUUCAUAUAUCCCUUUUCUACUCAAUCUUGAAACAAGAUCGGACGUGAUUCCGGUUCGUCUCCAUUUUUGUGAGACUCUUCCUCAAGCAAGGCAGCCGAUAAGUCAUCGAAGGGUUUGUGUGAAUAAUGGACUGGUAAGCAUUAGAAAUAGCAAAGUUUCCCACGGUGAUCUAAUUGAUUUUCAAGAAAAUGACGCGAGAACCCGCGGUGAAGAAAGAAAAAUAAGGAGAUCUUUCUAUAUCGACAUAUCAGUUGGAAAAAGAAUAGGGAAAUUCCUGCCGGUCAGAAUGUGGAGAAGAACCAAAACAGAAUGGUGGAGCCUACUCAAAACUCAGAGGGGGUGCCGCCUACUACUCAAAUCCCGGUUUUUGCAAGAGUUGCGUUCUUCUAUGCAAGAAGAAGACUUAGAAAGAACAAAGAAGUUUGGAUCCGCAAAAGUAUGCUUAGGCAGUUCCUUCGCUGAGCACAACAGAAUGAAGAAGAAUUUGUUUCAUUUCAAAUACUUAUUAUUAUUGAAGAGAAGGAAGGAGAAAAACCGAAAUCUUCCUACUCGAACAAUCAGUCCUUUGGUUUACAAGUCUUCUUUAUAUAGUAAUUCGACCUAUUGCUCUGGAUCCCCCUUUACUAGGAAGAUCAGAAUCAAAAGGAUCGAACUACCUACUCAUUAUUCGGAGGUCAAUCAUAGAACACCAAAAGCUGUGGUAUCUUAUGGACCUAACAUAGGUCACAUCCCUCACGACAUAAGAUUGAAAGAUCCAAACCUUCCUCUUCGGAGCGGAAACGGGCGUGGCCAAAACAUAUAAGAAAAGAUCGGCGUAGUCGCUCAUAGGGACAUCUCUAUCCGGAUAGAGGAUAGUCUAGAUCAAUUUAUAGAUAGAUCUCUAUAUAAUUAUAUAUAGGUAUCCCGUGGAUAGAGAUAAAGAUAGGGAUCCCCAUCAGCAGUAUAUAUCUCUUAUGUCAAUUCCACACUAUUUGAUAAAAGUGCACUUUUUGACUACUACUUUCAUUCAUUUUAUCCGAGAUUCUGAUUGAUUGCCUUUUUGACUACUCCUAUUUCUUAUACUUAAAGCAAGGAAACAUCGUUUUUUCUUGUUAAAGCAAGGAUACUCGUUCCAUGAAUGUCACUCGUCUGGUCGGAGCGUAGACGAGCGAGCAGAGCCCAGAAAAGAGGUCAGACCGUCAUAGAGCAGUCGACUAGAAGUAUCAGACUGCUGGCCUGAGAGAAGGCAGUCUCUCUCGGGAAACAUGGCCCAAUUUCUCUUCUUUCUUUUCACACGGGCAAC